Plectropomus leopardus (leopard coralgrouper) is the source of this 5346-nucleotide messenger RNA. It is a transcript of the gene zswim6, whose product is annotated as zinc finger, SWIM-type containing 6. Gene Ontology annotation, molecular function: zinc ion binding. NCBI's taxonomy places the organism in Eukaryota, Metazoa, Chordata, Actinopteri, Perciformes, Serranidae. The record is from RefSeq and is a predicted model, not a curated record. Gene Ontology annotation, cellular component: Cul2-RING ubiquitin ligase complex.
GCCAUCCGGUCCUUUUUUAGCACGGAGCUAACCGGGCAGACCCCGCCUCCUCUUAAUUUGUCAACAAAGGGGUUUGACAAGCUCGGAGAGGCCCUGCCCCCAUGUUUCCAUAAAAGGAUGAUUUGGCCAUACACGGCCAACAACCGAGCCGUGUGUAACCUCUUCCCGUCCCCGUCCCGUUCAUAUGGUGCGUUGACUUCCUCCGUCGCCGUUAAAGCGGAGCUAUCAUGGCGGAGCGCGUACAGCAGCCCCCGGCCAAGCGGCUCUGCUGUCGACCGGGAUACAGCGCGACAUGUCGGCAAGGCCAGCGGGCCGCGGGGGCUCCGUGCGGCGGCUCCGGAGCCACCCAGGGCGAGUCGAGCAAAACCCAGAACCCGGAGACCCUGCUGGACAUCGCGGCGAGGAAAGUCGCGGAGAAGUGGCCGUUUCAGAGGGUCGAGGAGCGUUUCGAGCGGAUCCCGGAGCCCGUUCAGAGACGGAUCGUUUACUGGUCUUUCCCGAGGAGCGAGCGGGAGAUCUGCAUGUACUCGUCGUUCAACACCGGCGGGGAGGAGCUCGGGAGUAGCGGGGAGAGUAGCAACGAAACGCGGCUGCCGUUCCGACGGGGCAUCGCUCUGCUGGAGAGCGGCUGCGUGGACAACGUACUGCAAGUCGGGUUUCACCUCAGCGGCACAGUGAGGGAACCGGCCACGUCCUCAGAGCCCGAGCUGGUCUGCAACGUCAGCGUCAGCUUCGACCGCUGCAAAAUCACAGCGGUAACCUGCAGCUGCGGCAACAAGGACAUCUUCUACUGCGCCCACGUUGUGGCGCUCUCCCUGUACCGAGUACGGAAGCCCGAGCAGGUCAAACUGCGCCUGCCCAUCUCAGAGACUCUAUUCCAAAUGAACAGAGAUCAGCUGCAGAAGUUUGUCCAGUACCUGAUCACAGUGCACCACACCGAGGUGCUGCCGACGGCACAGAAACUGGCCGAUGAAAUCCUGUCGCAGAACUCGGAGAUCAACCAGGUUCACGGAGCUCCAGAUCCGACGGCGGGCGCCAGCGUGGACGAUGAGAACUGCUGGCAUCUGGACGAGGAGCAGGUUCAGGAACAGGUCAAGCUCUUCCUCUCCCAGGGCGGGUACCACGGCUCGGGGAAACAGCUCAACUUACUGUUCAGCAAGGUGAGAGAGAUGCUGAAGAUGAGGGACUCAAACGGCGCUCGCAUGUUAACGCUGAUCACAGAGCAGUUCAUGGGCGACCCCAGACUGGCGCUGUGGAGGCAGCAGGGGACCACCAUGACUGACAAGUACAGGCAGCUGUGGGACGAACUAGGAGCCCUGUGGAUGUGCAUCGUGCUGAACCCCCACUACAAACCCGAGCAGAAGGGUUUCUGGCUCCGACAGCUUCGCAGGUGGAACAGCGUGGACGUCUGCCCCUUGGAGGACGGUAACCAUGGCAGCGAGCUGACCAAUCUGACCAACGCACUGCCCCAGGGCCCCGCUGGUAACCCAGAUUCACAUACUCGGCCUCACCGGACAGUUUUCACACGAGCCAUCGAGGCCUGCGACCUGCACUGGCAGGACCCCCACCUGCAGCACAUCAUCACCGAGGACCACUACACCAACUACUGUUACCAUGACAACCUCGACAGCUCCCUCUUCGACGCUCGAGGGUGGCCCCUGUGGCACGAGCACGUCCCGACUGCGUGUGCCCGAGUGGACGCUCUGAGGUCACACGGUUACCCUAAAGAAGCACUCAGGCUCGCCAUCGCAAUAGUAAACACACUGCGGCGACAACAGCAGAAACAGCUCGAGUUCUUCCGCACUCACAAAAAAGAGCUGCUUCAUAAAGGAAUAACAUCAGUGACCAACCUGGAGGGCUGGGUGGGCCACCCUCUGGACCCCAUCGGCACUCUGUUCAGCACCCUCAUGGAGACGGGGCGAGGCAGCGAGGACGGAGCUGCCCCGCUGCUCGACUUCUCAGGCUCGGCGGGUUCAGGCAGGAGGACGGAGCACCCUGUCUGUCCGGCGCAGCGUUUCCUGGAGGAGGGCGAGUCGCUGGUGUCGCUGGCGGUGGAGACGGCUCUGAUCGGGCUCGGGCAGCAGAGGGUGAUGCCGGACGGCCUGUACGCUCAGGAGAAGGUGUGCCGCAACGAAGAGCAGCUGCUGGCCAAACUUCAAGAGGUCGACUUGGACGACACGCUGGUGAAGAUCUUCCGGAAACAAGCUGCUUUCCUGCUAGAGGCGGGUCCGUACAGUGGUCUGGGGGAGUUACUCUACAGAGAAAGCGUCCCCAUGCACACGUUUGCCAAGUAUCUCUUCACCUCCCUGCUACCUCACGACGCCGAGCUGGCGUACAAAAUUGCACUGAGGGCCAUGCGGUUGCCGGUCUUGGAGUCCACGGCGCCGUCCGCUGACCUGUCUCGGCCUCACCACAUCGUGUCAGUGGUGCCAAACCGCCUCCCCCGCUGGUUCACUCUCAGCCACAUCGAGACCCAACAGUGUGAGCUGGCUUCCACCAUGCUCACCGCUGCUAAAGGUGAUGCCCGUAAGCUUGAAACAGUGUUGGAGUCCAUCCAGAAGAACAUCCACUCCUCGUCCCACAUCUUCAAACUUGCCCAGGAUGCCUUCAAAAUCGCCACUCUCAUGGACAGCCUGCCAGACAUCACGCUGCUCAAAGUCUCCCUGGAGCUGGGUCUUCAGGUGAUGAGAAUGACGCUGUCUACCUUAAACUGGCGGAGGAGAGAGAUGGUGCGAUGGCUGGUCACUUGUGCAACAGAAGCUGGUGUGUUUGCACUGGACAGCAUCAUGCAGAGCUGGUUCACCCUUUUCACCCCCACCGAAGCCACCAGCGUCGUGGCGAGCACCGUCAUGUCCAACAGCACCAUCGUCCGCCUGCACUUGGACUGCCAUCAGCAGGAGAACCUGGCCAACUCCGCCCGCACCCUGGCCCUACAGUGUGCCAUGAAGGACCCCCAAAACUGUGCCCUCUCAGCCCUGACGCUCUGCGAGAAGGACCACAUUGCCUUCGAGACAGCCUAUCAGAUUGUCCUGGACGCGGCAGCCACGGGGAUGAACUACACACAGCUGUUUACAAUAGCGCGCUACAUGGAGCACCGCGGCUAUCCCAUGAGGGCGUACAAACUUGCAACAUUAGCCAUGACGCACCUGAACCUCAGCUACAACCAAGACACGCACCCGGCGAUUAACGACGUGCUCUGGGCCUGUGCGCUCAGUCACUCACUGGGGAAAAAUGAACUGGCAUCUGUCAUCCCCCUGGUGGUGAAGAGCGUGAAGUGCGCCACUGUUUUGUCAGACAUUUUGCGGCGGUGCACGCUAACGACGCCGGGCAUGGUGGCGCUGCAUAGUCGCAGGAACUCUGGGAAGCUGAUGCCUCUGGACAAGGCUCCACUCAGGCAGCUGCUGGACGCCACGAUCGGGGCCUACAUCAACACGACACACUCUCGGCUGACGCACAUCAGCCCACGCCACUACAGCGAGUUUAUCGAGUUCCUCAGUAAAGCCAGAGAGACUUUCCUUAUGGCGCACGACGGACACAUCCAGUUCACACAGUUCAUAGACAACCUGAAACAGAUCUACAAGGGCAAGAAGAAACUGAUGAUGCUCGUACGAGAGAGAUUCGGUUAAAAAGAUCAAAUUGCCCUUCUUUUUUUUUUUAAAUAAAAAAAAAACAAAAACUUUUUUUUUAUCCUUUAUAACUACUACGAUCUGGCACUUCGGGGUCAAAUGUGAAAAUGAACAAUUUCCUGAAGGGGAAUAAUUAGACUGUGAUGUGGCAAAAGUCACAUUCAUUCAUUGUGAGUCGCACCAAGCAGGAAUACGUACUGACGAGACGUGCGAGGACGAUAGGAAGAAGAUAUGAAAAUACAUUAAGGGUGAAUUUUCUUCUUCAAAUGACAAGUUUAAAAUCGAAGGAGAAAAACACCAUAAAAGCAACAGCUGGUAUUGUGUAUAAAGGAGUCAGUUUAUGGAGUAUAUUAUACUGUGUUGUCCAGUGGCAAAAUGUCCACCUUGCACUCCUACUUCCCUCAGCUAACGUUCAACAGCCUCAAAGACGAAGACAAACGGCUUUAAACCAAAUGGAGAAACUCCAUCUGAAGUGACAAGUACCUCUUUUUAAAGGAUCCAGCUUUACUCUCUCCCCUCUCCGAGUCCUGGCCCAUUUGAUCUGUGAAGAGAAAGAAAAACUCACCAUCAGAAUUCAUUUUACUGGGUUCGAUAUUCGUUUUCAUCUUCAGGCUGACUGUUCUGGCUUUGCAGUGUUGUCUCAAACAUUCAGUAUGCUUAUUUUACUGUCACAGAAACAGAAAAAAACAAACUGUCUUGUGGAAGCUGUCGACAUACAUUCUCAGGGAUUUCUCUUAAAAAAAAAGAAAAGAAAAGAAAAAAAUCAGACAAAAAAAACAAAAAGAACAAAAGCAUUUUAUUGUCCUGUAUAUAUGAAAGUAUAUGUCUGAAUAUUGGGGGAAAAAAUGUAUAUGUUAACUAAUUUAUGACAGAAUAUUCUAUGUAAGGCACAAUACUUGAAGCUGCAGUACUUUUUGGUUUUUGAAACAAAAAACAUAUCAGAAGGACUUCAAAAAACAUUCGCCUUGCAUCGCAUCAGGGGCCAGUUCAAAACAGAAGUACACUGCUGGCUGUUUUUUGGCUCUGCAGGCAUGUAAUGAGCUGCAGAAACCAAGACAGGAAGUGGACAUGCAAAGUGUGUAUUCUCCUGAACACAGACGAGUAUUGAGGAUUGUAGGAGCCGAGAGAAAGAGACGACUGUGGAAGCAAAGCAGCGACAACAUACAGCUGCGAUAUUCGAGUGAGAUCUGCCUCCGUGUCUCUUUUCGCAGUGAUUCAGUCACAAAAAGCUCUGUUUUAUGUCCACGCCUCUUCUGACGUCUCGACUUUGUGCAGGACAGAAAGUUGCUCUAUACUGUCGAUCUUGACUGUUUAUGAAUUUAUUUUUUCUCCUCUUCAGUUUUUUUCCCUCUAGAAUUCCUCACACAAGAAAAGCCUUCUUUCUUGCCUUGUCUUAAUGCUUUAAAAUAACCAAAUGGGAGUUUUACCUACCAAACUUUUCUCUUACGCCAAUACUACUUGGUUACUUUUUUUAGUGUCUUUCAUUUUUUAGCUAAACUGUAUUCUGUGCUUUAAAAGCUCCAUUCAUCUAUUUUUUCAGUGUUGUCUCUAGUUAGUAGCUCCCUUUUGUUUAGAAAUAUGCUCCCUUUUUAUUUAUUAUGUUGAGUAAAUGAUUGUACAACCACGUCAACAAGCUCAUGAAGUUGAACUAAGAUUUGAUACACUGAUCAAUUUAUUUAUGUAACUAAAUCACUGUUUUAUAAACUUGUUAAUGAAUCAA